AUGGGUAAAAAAUCGCGCGGUGGCGCGAGUGCCGGCAAUCCUGGGAAACGGUCUAGGCCUGAAGACAACAGUGACAGUGCGACUGCCGUGAAGAAGCUGCUCGACAACAAUCGGUUCUCCGUUCUGAAGGACGGUGCAGAACCGGUGACAGUAACAACAGGACCGCCGAAAAAGGACAGAAUGCCGCCCUUCUACGUGAAAGGCUUCCCUCCCGGAUUGCGGGAAAAAAUAAACUUCUACAUCACGAAGGGCGUCCGGUGCACCAUCCAGCUGUGCACGGAAGGAUACAAAUUGAUGGUUCCUGCGUUGAACCAUUACAACGCGGUUCAGGCCAUGCUGGACCACGCACAGGUGGAGUACUUCUCCCACGACAUCGAGGCUGUUAAGCCGUUCAAGGUGGUCCUGCGAGGACUAUACGAAAUGGACACAGGUGUCCUCUUGGAAGAGCUGGUGGUUAAUGGACUAAAGCCGGUUCAAAUUCACAAGAUGGCCCGCCACAACAAGGCCGUCAAGUACCGCGACCAGCUAUACCUGGUCCACCUUGAGAAGAACUCAAGAACUUUGAUGGACCUCCAGGGCAUCCACGUCCUGUUCAACAUAGUGGUGAAGUGGGAGCGGUACAAGCCGGUCAGUCGUGGAGUCACCCAAUGCUCGAGCUGGCUGCUGUUCGGGCAUGGAACGAAGAAUUGCCAUAUGGUCAGCCGCUGCAUCAAGUGUGGCAAACAACACAAAACGGACGCCUGCGACAGACUCGAUUCCAUUUGCGCCAACUGCGGUGCUGAUCACUAA
Ochlerotatus camptorhynchus is the source of this 789-nucleotide messenger RNA. RefSeq lists its product as uncharacterized. The transcript has a single exon. The record is from RefSeq and is a predicted model, not a curated record. Bases 1 to 789 code for a protein of 262 amino acids. NCBI's taxonomy places the organism in Eukaryota, Metazoa, Arthropoda, Insecta, Diptera, Culicidae.